CACGUGAAAAUGAAAUAAAAGGAAGUUGCGUCUGCGUGACUGACCACACCGAUGACACACUGGCGUCUUUUCACGUAAAUAGCCCCGCCCCCAAACGUCCUUGCAUCACGACAAGUGGACGCCUUCCGUGACGUCAUCUGCACGCGACUCACGAGCACCAUGAGCCGCUGGUGGCGGACCGCCGCGACCUUGUCGUUAGGAGCGGGACUCGGCGUCUCGGCGAGCCGCCUGUGGACGCCCGCGUCCAGCGAGGAGGACCACCAAGGAGACGGUCUUCUGGGCGGAGUCCCGGUGGUACCGGUGCCGCGUGUUCACGCCUCCGGAGUGACGGCCGGUCCGGGUUCUUCCGGCGCGCUGAUGAAGUACGGGUUCCCGUCCCUGAGCAACGUGAGGACCAGGGAGUCCUACGUCAGCUCGUACGACCCGCGGACCAGGACGCCGUCGUGGGUGAUCGAGAGGCUCAGCGGCGCCUCCGUGAGCGGGACGGCGGACAGGAAGUUGUGCGACUUCAAAGAGGACGACAGCGUGCACGUUUUCCACCGCGCCACCAACACAGACUACAGGGGGAGUGGCUUGGACCGAGGUCACAUGGCUGCAGCGGCCAAUCACAAAUGGAGCCAGAAGGCCAUGGAGGACACCUUCUACCUGAGCAACGUGGCUCCCCAGAACCCUCACCUGAACCACAACGCCUGGAACAACCUGGAGAAGUUGUGUCGCUCUCUGACCAGGUCUUACGCAAACGUGUACGUGUGCACGGGCCCGCUCUACCUCCCCAGGCAGGAAGCAGACGGCAAACUUUACGUGCGCUAUCAAGUUGUGGGUCGCAAUCACGUCGCUGUGCCAACACACUUCUUCAAGGUGCUGAUCCUGGAGCGGGGCCAAGGUGAGGGGGUGGAGCUUCGCUCCUAUGUUCUCCCAAACGAGCCCGUGGACGAGAAGCUGCCUCUGGAAGGAUUUCUGGUUCCCAUAGAAAGCAUCGAGAGGGCCUCGGGCCUCUUGUUCGUGCCCAACAUCAUGAAGAGGAGCGGCGUCACCGUGCACGCCAUCGCCGCCAAAUGAUGAGCGGCAGCCAGCUUCAAUCUUCAUACGUCCGACAGCAGUCAGACUUUAUUACAAUCGAUUUAUUACGAAUAUCCAUCACAGCACCCCCCCCCCCAGGUUAAAACAAUCAAUACGAAUAUCCAUCACAGCCCCCCCCCCCGGUUAAAACAACACACGGGAUCCAUCAGUGUGGAAAAGCUGUGGGACUCUAGCCAACCACAGUGAGAGACCACCAUGGUAGAAGUUAUAUUGUACAGGUAGACGUGUCAACAGGAAGUGGAGCAUCCUUCCCAUCUUGCUUCUGCUGUAGUGUCCUUUAGCAAAGCAGCACGUAUGCGUUUGAAUAAAGUUCUGUUUGAAAAGCAUCGAUGUCUUG
Molecule: messenger RNA, 1417 nt
Organism: Doryrhamphus excisus (bluestripe pipefish)
Lineage: Eukaryota; Metazoa; Chordata; Actinopteri; Syngnathiformes; Syngnathidae
Gene: endog
Product: endonuclease G
Biological process (GO): apoptotic DNA fragmentation
Cellular component (GO): mitochondrial inner membrane; nucleus
Molecular function (GO): nucleic acid binding; RNA endonuclease activity; metal ion binding
Source: RefSeq, a predicted model, not a curated record